Molecule: messenger RNA, 4867 nt
Organism: Danio aesculapii
Lineage: Eukaryota; Metazoa; Chordata; Actinopteri; Cypriniformes; Danionidae
Gene: fmnl3
Product: formin-like 3
Exons: 27
Coding region: 462-3605 (1047 amino acids)
Biological process (GO): cortical actin cytoskeleton organization; regulation of cell shape; cell migration
Cellular component (GO): cytosol
Molecular function (GO): actin filament binding; small GTPase binding
Source: RefSeq, a predicted model, not a curated record
UUUCAUUGUGGACGCAGUGAGUUAACAGAUAACAGCACUAAUCUGGAUCACGCAAAAUACAACAUAAACAAAAACUACAGGAUCAACAGGAGAAGAGAGACAACAUAAGGGGGAGUUAAAAGGGACUGGCUGCUUGACAUGGAGUGUCCACACAUCUGCAAUACAAUACUUUUCAUGAGGAUAAACUGAGACUAGGGCAGAAGUGAUACUUUGUGGCUGUUUUAUUCAUGUUUUUUUUAUCAAAAAUUUUAGAUAUUUAAUCAUUAGUGUAAUUUGGGGACCGGUAAAGAAGAGGAUCGCUUUUUUAUUUUUUGAACUUUUGUAACAAAAGAAAACACAUGUGGAAUGUGAUCGCACGUACUGGAUGUAUUUUGGAUUUAUAAAGGGCGCCGGGAGGCAGAGAGUGAAUUAGACACAGAGCAUCUGAAUCCCGCAUCUGGACGACAUUAUCAAAGUUAAAUAUGGGGAAUAUUGAGAGUGUGGACGGGCAAUCUGAGAUGAAGCAUCAUAUCAUGCCCUUGAAAGUUCCUAUGCCUGACCCAACAGAGCUGGAAGAAAGAUUUGCUAUAGUUUUGAAUUCUAUGAACCUGCCCCCGGAUAAAGCACGACUCCUCCGCCAGUAUGAUAAUGAGAAGAAGUGGGACCUCAUCUGUGACCAGGAGCGUUUCCAAGUGAAGAACCCUCCACAUACAUACAUCCAGAAACUACGUGGAUAUUUAGACCCCAAAGUCACACGCAAGAAAUUCCGCAGGAGGGUUCAAGAAUCCACCAAAGUCUUGCGGGAGCUGGAGAUUUCGCUGAGGACCAAUCACAUAGGGUGGGUUCGAGAGUUCCUCAAUGAUGAGAACAGAGGUCUGGACAUCCUGGUGGAGUAUCUGUCAUUCGCCCAGUGUGCCGUCAUGCUGGAUUUUGAAGGGCUGGAGAAUGGUGAGGACUUUUCGCUGGACAAGGUGAAGUCCUGGAGCAGGUCCAUUGAGGAUCUGCACCAGAAUGGCUGCAAUACGCUGGUUCGCUCUGCGCGGCAGUCCGUCCUCCGCUAUGGCUCAACUUCCAACAGCAAAACCAUCAAGAACUCCAGAUUGGUUAGUCAGAAGGACGACGUGCAUGUGUGCAUCAUGUGCCUCAGAGCCAUCAUGAACUAUCAGUAUGGCUUCAACCUUGUCAUGUCUCACGCACAUGCGGUCAAUGAGAUCGCCCUGAGUUUGAACAAUAAGAACCCAAGAACAAAGGCGCUGGUCCUGGAGCUGCUGGCUGCGGUGUGUUUGGUGCGAGGAGGCCAUGAAAUCAUCCUCUCAGCAUUUGAUAACUUCAAAGAGGUGUGUAAGGAGAAGCACCGCUUUGAAAAGCUGAUGGAGUAUUUCCGUAGUGAAGAUGGGAACAUUGACUUCAUGGUGGCUUGCAUGCAGUUUAUCAACAUUGUGGUUCAUUCAGUGGAGGACAUGAACUUCCGUGUGCAUCUACAGUACGAGUUCACAAAGCUGGGACUUGAUGACUUCCUGGAGAAAUCCAAGCACACAGAGAGUGAUAAGCUGUCGGUGCAGAUCCAGGCUUACCUGGAUAAUGUGUUUGAUGUCGGAGGUCUUUUGGAGGAUGCAGAAACCAAGAAUGUGGCCCUGGAGAAAGUGGAGGAACUGGAAGAGCAUUUGUCACAUGUGACAGAGAAGCUUUUGGAUGUUGAGAAUGAGACCAUGACGAAGGUGGCAGACCUGGAGAAGCAACUGCUGCACAAAGACAAGGAGCUGGCGGUCAUAAAGGAGACGUAUGAGUUAGCCAGCACACAGGUGCACACACUGCGGCGGAUGAUCCAGGAGAAAGACGCCGCUUUCCAGAGGCACAACAACAUUGAGAAGCAGCUGCUGGAGCUGGAGCAGCAGGGCACCAUCCGCUUACGCAAGCAGCCUGAUGGAGACAUUGCCAUCGAGACUCUGGGUGCUGGAGCAGUGACUGGAACUCCUCUGACAGACCUGAGAUCACUGACUGUAGGCAUGAGUACCAUUGGAGGUUUGGGUGGCCCUUCAGCUGCACCUGUAGAAGCUGUUGCUCCACCUCCACCUCCACCCCCGCCUCCACCACCCCCUCCACCUGCCCCACCACUGCCUUCAGAAGUUGAGUCUAUUCCUAUUCCUCCUCCACCUCCUCCACCUCUACCGGGACCAUCACCAUCGGUCAUUCUUAGUGUUGGAUUAUCAGCAAUACGCAUUAAGAAACCCAUAAAAACAAAGUUCCGCCUGCCUGUCUUUAACUGGACAGCAUUGAAACCCAACCAGAUCAAUGGCACCGUCUUCAACGAGAUCGAUGAUGACCGUGUGCUCGAGGAGUUGGAUUUGGAGAAGUUUGAGGAGCUGUUCAAGACGAAAGCUCAGGGUCCCGUGGUGGAUCUGUCAUGUUCAAAGAGCAAAGUCUCCCAGAAGGUCAUCAACAAAGUUCAGCUGCUAGAUGCCAAUCGAUCAAAGAACUUGGCUAUCACUUUACGCAAGGCCAACAAGACCACAGAGGAGAUUUGCAAAGCCAUUCAAACGUUUGAUCUGAAGGCUCUGCCAGUGGAUUUUGUGGAAUGCCUGAUGCGGUUUUUGCCCACAGAGGCCGAGAGUAAACUGCUGCGUCAGUAUGAGCGGGAGAGGAGACCGCUGGACCAGCUGGCGGAGGAAGACCGCUUCAUGCUGCUCUUCAGCAAGAUCGAGCGGCUCACUCAGAGGAUGAGCAUCAUCACGUUUGUGGGCAAUUUCAAUGAUAAUGUCAACAUGCUGACUCCGCAACUCAAUGCCAUCAUCGCAGCAUCAGCUUCAGUGAAGUCGUCUCCAAAGUUAAAGAAGAUUCUUGAAAUCAUUCUGGCCUUGGGCAACUACAUGAACAGCAGUAAAAGAGGUUCAGUGUAUGGUUUCAAACUUCAGAGUCUGGAUCUGCUGCUAGAUACUAAGUCUACUGACCGGAAGAUGACAUUGCUCCACUACAUUGCUCUGGUCGUCAAAGAGAAAUAUCCUGAACUGGCUAACUUCUACAAUGAACUGCACUUUGUGGAUAAGGCUGCAGCAGUGUCUCUGGAGAAUGUGCUGCUGGACGUGAAGGAGCUUGGUAAGGGCAUGGAUCUGGUCAGGAGAGAGUGCAGUCUGCAUGAUCACGCUGUACUCAAAGGCUUCGCCCAGACCAGCGAUACUCAACUGGACAAACUGGCCAAAGAUGCAAAGACAGCGGAGGAGGCCUUUAACAACGUGGUGCUGUACUUCGGGGAGAGUCCCAAAACCACACCGCCCUCUGUGUUCUUCCCAGUGUUUGUGCGCUUCAUCAGAGCCUACAAGGAGGCUGUGGAGGAAAAUGAACAGAGGAAGAAACAGGAGGAAGCCAUGAGAGAAAAACUACUCGCACAGGAGGCCAAACAACAUGACCCCAAGGUCCAGUCUCAGAAGAAGCGUCACCAGCAGCAAGAACUGAUCGCGGAGCUGCGCCGCAGACAAGCCAAAGACCACCGGCCGGUGUACGAGGGCAAAGAUGGCACCAUUGAAGACAUCAUCACAGUGCUGAAGAGUGUGCCCUUCACAGCCCGCACGGCCAAACGGGGCUCGCGCUUCUUCUGCGAUGCCAACCUCUUCGACGAGUCCAUCUGCUAGCCCCCCCAAACCCCCCCAAAACUGCCCCUAAUGCCGCAGAUCUCCGAAACCAGCCCUUCCUGCGAGCUGAUGCGGUCAUCCGGAACGGGUGGAAGCGACCCUAAAGACCCCUCACUCACUCACCCUCUACUCCUCUCCCCCUGCUUUCUCCUCAAAUGGCGUCUUCCUGCAAUUCACAGUGACCGAGGGAAGCACAGGACCAAACCACUGCCGCUGGUUUAAGGGGGAGGGCGGGAGUGGUAGAUGUUAUUUAUUUGUGGAAACUGCACUGGAGGCUCUUUACACUAAUGCCAUAAAAAGCAGACAUUAAUGGCCGUCCUCAUGAGCGAAAAUCCCGAGGAGCGUCACUAAAAGCUUGCGUUGGCACUGGGAAAAAAAUGUCUGUGGUUAAUAACGCAGAAGGCGCUAACACUAAUGUUAGCCUGCUGACCCUGAAGAGCCUUCCAUUGACGCCCAUUCAUGUGGAUUUCCUCUUAUUGUGCAAUGUAAGCAUGACUUUCUGUCAAGUGGGAGCGUUGAGGUCACUGACAUCCUGACCAGAGCCUGUUUGUAUAGUUUUUUAAAUUAACUAUGAACUUAAUCUAGUUCAGUUAGUAUUUUAACCCAGAACCAGUGCUACGAUUUCAAAGAAGUGCCUUUCUGUCGAGUCAGUAUUAUUUCUAAUAGUCAACAUUGAUGUAUCGAAGUGUUAAUCAUUAUGCUUUAUGUAAAUAUAAUAUGCAAUUACCCCAAAAAUGUAUUGCAGCUUUAACAGAAGAGCCUGAAUAAGAGCUCUUUGACUGACCAUGUGCCUUGUUAUUAAUGGUGCCUGUGUGUUCAGCUAAUGCGCAUGUGCCACAACAAAGUGUACAUAAUGUUAUAUCAUGCCAUGAAAAUGUUCAGAAUAUCCGUUCUUUUUAACCUACAGAUUUAUAAUGUAUAUAUAUGCUUUUUACUUUUUUUUUGAAGGGAACCACUCCAGGACUGUAAACAGAAUGUUUGGGUGUGCAAUUUGAAGUCAAACACUCUAAAUUAGUAGCCCACAUUGAAGAAUAGGUGGUUUUAAGUCAACAUUUUACAGUUGCUCCUCAUGCCCUCAUGUAAUUAUUAUACUCUUUGCACUAUCAAUCAAUGAAUUAGGGCUGAUUGUACAGCUAGUUACUCUGUCUGAAAAACUGAGCUCUUAGUGAUGCAUCUGAGGCUGUGCUUUAUUGUAAAUGUUAGCUUUAUUCUGCAUCUGAUUUUCUUUACAAUAUAGUACAGCUUCAUGUGUUUAUUGCUUU